This is a messenger RNA of Brachypodium distachyon (stiff brome), 2243 nucleotides long. RefSeq names its product CBS domain-containing protein CBSCBSPB1. The transcript is spliced from 14 exons. The record is from RefSeq and is a predicted model, not a curated record. Gene Ontology annotation, molecular function: protein binding. Bases 266 to 1918 code for a protein of 550 amino acids. NCBI's taxonomy places the organism in Eukaryota, Viridiplantae, Streptophyta, Magnoliopsida, Poales, Poaceae.
UUUCGUUCCGUGCGCGUCAGGAAUGGGAGCUCCAAAUUAAUCCGCCUUUCAAUCCUAAAAAAGUGGACUAAAAAUAGAUUCCCAUUGGCCCGGAAUUCAGCCGCAGCCUUCGCUUCCGCCUCCGGUCUCCUCCCCACCCCACGCAUCCACCCCGGAGCUCGCGGAUCGAGGGGACGACUCGCCGCCGCGGCCUCCGGAUCAGCGCCGGCGUCGCUGUCCGCCGCCGAUCGGAGAGCCUUCCCCUUUUUCCCCGCGGCGGCUGGAGAUGGACGGCGCCGGGGGCGGCGGAGGGUUGCACGGCGCCCGGAGGAACAUCUCAUCGGCCUCCGGGCCCAGGAGAAGGGCCCUGCCUAUGGAGAACGGGCACGACGCCCCCUCUUCGGCCAGGAGGCCGGCAUCCGCCUCCUUCUCCCGCACCACAUCGUCGAUGGCCGCGGAGAGAACCGUCAAGAGACUGAGACUGUCAAAGGCGCUAACAAUACCAGAUCACACAACCGUGUACGAGGCUUGUCGGAGGAUGGCCGCACGUAGGGUUGAUGCUGUGUUGCUAACGGACUCCAAUGCUUUGCUCUGCGGGAUCCUUACUGACAAGGACAUAACCACAAGGGUGAUUGCUCGUGAAUUGAAGCUAGAAGACACACCAGUUUCUAAGGUCAUGACUAGAAACCCCCUCUUUGUGCUGUCAGACACUCUUGCAGUUGAGGCAUUGCAAAAGAUGGUGCAAGGUAAAUUCAGACAUUUACCUGUUGUGGAGAAUGGUGAAGUCAUUGCACUGCUGGACAUAGCCAAGUGCCUAUAUGAUGCUAUUGCACGAAUGGAAAGGGCAGCGGAGAAAGGAAAAGCAAUUGCUGCUGCUGUUGAGGGUGUAGAGAAGCAUUGGGGAACAGCCGUAUCUGGUCCUAACACUUUUGUUGAAACUCUUCGAGAGCGGAUGUUUAGGCCAUCACUGUCCACCAUCAUAUCCGAGAAUUCAAAAGUGGUCACUGUUGCACCAACAGACACCGUGUUGACAGCAUCAAAAAAGAUGCUUGAACUAAAAGUAAGUUCAGCAGUUGUUGCAAUUGAAAACAAGCCUGGUGGAAUUCUGACCUCUAGAGAUAUAUUGAUGCGUGUUAUAGCCCAAAAUCUUCCACCUGAGUCUACUACAGUUGAGAAGGUCAUGACUCAGAGUCCAGAAUGUGCCACAACUGACACUCCAAUUCUUGAAGCCCUACAUACAAUGCAUGAUGGAAAAUUUCUUCAUUUGCCUGUUCUAGACAGUGAUGGAAAUGUUGUAACUGUUAUCGAUGUCCUUCACAUAACUCAUGCUGCAAUUGCGACGGUCGGAAACAGUGGGGCUGCCGGCUCUGAGGCGACUUCUUCUAUGAUGCAGAGGUUCUGGGAUUCAGCGAUGUCAAGUGGACCUCUUGAUGAUGACGAUGACUCCAGAAGUGAAGGAUCAACGAAAGUUGCAUCCGAGGCAACAGAUAUUGGAAGAUCAACCUUUUAUCCGGCUUCUGGCUUAUCAAGCACUUUUGGGUUCAAGAUUCAGGACAAGCAAGGCAGGAUGCAUAGAUUUAACUGUGAUACCAGCAGCCUGACAGAACUGAUAACUUCCAUUCUACAAAGGCUUGGCGAUGACAUUGAUAAACUGAACCUACCUCAAAUUUUGUACGAAGAUGAGGAUCGUGAUAAGGUCAUACUUUCAUCAGACUCUGACCUUAUAGCAGCCGUGGACCAUGCGAGACAAAUCGGUUGGAAGAGUUUAAGGUUGCACCUGGAUUACGCCGGCGUGGGCCGCCGGAAGAGAACUUCCGGCUCCACGAAUUUCGAGUACGCCGGAAGGGACGCAUGGGCUUCCGCCUACAGCACCGUUGCCGCGGGGGCGGCCCUCGUCGCUGGCCUUGGCGUGAUGGCUUACCUGAAAAGAGCGAGCUAGGCGCCUCGAUGACACACAUGUUACUUUCGUUGAAAUGGGCAGAAGAAUGGACUCUCUGAAGAAAGAGGAAAAGAAAAAAUAUGCCAGAAUGGCUGUGUGUAAUUCUUGUGAGAAAAUCAACCAGGAUCUGUAAUAAUGCCACGGCAGUGGAUGACUGGACAGCCCGCAGACGGUGUCGAUCAAUUCUUGGCUAUCCAUUCCAGCCCCGAAGUCUCCAAACUCUCCAUGGCUGGCCACGACUGUACUAUACCAUAAACACAUGAUCACCAUUGUACAAUGAAACAUAAUUGGCCAUUUUUGUUUGAGAAAACCAGCGUGCCCAUCA